AACUUUAAAAACUUUGUUUAUUUAGAACCUUCUUUUUACAUUGUUCAAUUUUUGUCAAGAUGGCAGCAAAUUUUUGGACUUCGACUCAUGGGACGAAUUGGUUGCUUAGUCGUCAGGCUCUUGCUGAUUGCAGAAAAAUAGAUCGACAAUAUGUUAAUGAACAAGAUUUGAUAAAAGUUAACAUAUGGUUCGCUCAAAUAAUAACCGAUCUUGGAAGAAGACUUCAAGUACGACAAGUCAUUAUUGCUACUGCCAUUACUUACUUCAAACGGUUUUACACAAAGAAUAGUUUUAGAAAUACAGAACCUAAUUUAGUCGCCGCCACUUGUAUGUAUCUAGCAUGUAAAAUUGAAGAAUCUCCACAACACAUCAAAGCUAUUAUCACGGAUAUGAAAACAAUUAUGCAAGAAAGAGGGGAAAACUUUACAUACGAGAAUCAAAAAGUAGCAGAAAUGGAAUUUUAUUUAUUAGAAGAAUUAGAUUUUAACAUGAUAGUAUAUCAUCCAUAUCGUUCAUUAAUGACAUUGGCACAAGAUCUAGGCACAAAAAACGAAGAUGUACAAUGGGCUUGGUAUGUUAUAAAUGAUUCUUAUAGAACUGAUAUGUGUCUGUUAUAUCCACCACAUGUUGUUGCUGCUGCUGCUCUUUAUUUACGAAUAGCACUUAGAGGAGGUGCGCAAUAUGGUGAUUAUUCUCUAACAUCAACUACGAGUACUGCGAAUGACAAUAGUGUUGCUGGCGUAACUACAAGAGGUGCGAAAAGGGGUGCUGCCGCUGCUGCUAGUAACAAUAAUACUAAUACCACCGCUAAUGAAACUCCAAAAGUAAAAGAUAUUAGAUUAUGGUUUGCUCAAUUAAAUGUCGAUCUUGAACAUAUAUCCGAUAUAGUACAAGAAAUAAUUUCAUUAUAUAAAUUAUGGGGUGAAGAAGAUAAACAAAAUGAAAAAAUUCGUGAAAUAUUGACAAGAUUACUAAAAUGAAAGUUAUUUUAUAUAUAAAAGAAAAAAAUUAUAUAUUAAAAAUUAGUAAGAAAUCAACUUUUAAAGACAAUUUAGCAAUAGAUUUUAUAAUUAUAGAUGACAAAUUUAGCAAAUUUGUGACGUUUUAA
Rhizophagus irregularis DAOM 181602=DAOM 197198 is the source of this 1108-nucleotide messenger RNA. RefSeq lists its product as uncharacterized. Gene Ontology annotation, biological process: positive regulation of transcription by RNA polymerase II. The record is from RefSeq and is a predicted model, not a curated record. Gene Ontology annotation, molecular function: cyclin-dependent protein serine/threonine kinase regulator activity. Gene Ontology annotation, cellular component: nucleus; mediator complex. NCBI's taxonomy places the organism in Eukaryota, Fungi, Glomeromycota, Glomeromycetes, Glomerales, Glomeraceae.